Messenger RNA from Angiostrongylus costaricensis, 327 nucleotides. The record is from the annotation of a GenBank genome assembly. NCBI's taxonomy places the organism in Eukaryota, Metazoa, Nematoda, Chromadorea, Rhabditida, Metastrongylidae.
AUGGAGGCCAUUUGCCUCUAUUCAGCCGUAUUUCUAUCUCUAGCAAGGAAUUCAGCAGCGAUGUACGGCUGCCCAGGUGGUGGACUUCUUUCGAGUGUUUUGGGUGGUAUUGGUGGAUACGGUGGAGGUUAUGGAUUCGGUUAUGGUAGAUGCGGUGCGGACACGAUUUUUUACCACUGGACGUGCUGCGACUACAACAUAUACGAGUGUUGCAUUCAAUUGGAGACAUGGGUGAUAGUGAUGCUGGUGAUCUUCGGAAUCGGCGUCUUUCUUUGCAUAAUAGCUUGUGUGGCUGCAUGCAUAUGGAAUUACAGCAGGAAUAAUUGA